UAUAAACAUAUUAUGUAACAGACAUACUGCUACACUGCUACAGACUGUCUUCUUUUUUAAGUCUGUCUAAACUUUAUGGGGUGUUGUUUCUUAUUAGAUGCAGUCACGUUUCGUAGUUUUUUAACUGAUUUCGAAAAAAAUUUUGUUGCAAUCACAAAUACUUUCGUGUAUUUCGACUAAAUUAGUGUAUACAAGUUCUAUUCUAAUGUCGCAAACAAGUGAAAUAGCGAUACUGUGCAGGGUACUUUGGAAGAGUGAUGUCAAAACAAAUAAUUCGGAGUCGAAGAUAAAUCCAUGGGAUAUUAAAAAACCUGGAUGAUUAUAUUUAUGCAAAUCUACAUAACUGUGAUCAAGGUGAAAAAGAAAGAAAAGUGGUUAGAAAAUAUAAUCUGGCUGAAUGUAGACUGUGGUCCUGCUGUCAUAUAGAACUUACUAUACCAUCUGAAGUUUUUUCCAUGGCACAGUUUCCUUUGCUUCCUUUUAUUUUUUAUUGCAAUAACAAGGACACAAAUGCAACAUACACUAUAUACAAUUAUAUAACAUAAACGUGGAUGUUAAUUUGUCGGACGCAACAUUUAAAAAAAUGGAUCUUUUAUCUAUUAUUCUCUUAGUAAUCUUAUUAAUCAUAGUGGCUUAUCACCUGUUCUACCUGAUAUGUCCUUGGUUCUUAAAUUGUGAUAUAAAUCUUGCUUUCCACAAUUUAUUUGGAAAACGUAUACGCUCUUUGAAAGGGAAAGUAGUAUGGAUAACAGGAGCAUCUAGUGGAAUCGGAGAAAAUCUUGCUUACAUCUUAGCAGAUGUUGGCUGUAAAUUAGUUCUAUCUGCUCGAAGGAAAGAAGAACUAGAUAGAGUGAAGGCCAGCUGCCUUCAAAGAAACAAGAAACUGAACGAUUUGGAUGUUGAAGUACUUCCUAUGGAUGUUUGUGAUAUAAAUAGUCAUGAAGCAGCAUUUAAUCGGGUCAUUGAGAAAUUCAACAGGCUGGACAUACUUGUAAACAAUGCGGGUCGUUAUCAACUUGGACGUUGGGAGCAAAUCGAUAUUUCCGUCGACAAAGGCAUGUUCGAGUUAAACGUGUUCGCGCAAGUAGCCUUAACUAGAGUGGUGGUAAAAUACUUUACCCAGAUGGGUACAGGCCACAUUGUAGUUACUUCGAGCCUCGGCGGCGUCGUGGCAAUGCCGUUUUCUGGGUCAUAUUCGGGAUCUAAAUUUGCAUUGCAGGGAUAUUUCUACAGCUUUUGGUAUGAAAAACUGGGUCAAAAUAUACCGGUCACAAUUGUAUGCCCAGGAGCGGUACACACUAAUUUCUUGAUGGCAUCGUACACAGAAAAAUCUGGAGAGACAUACGGGGAUAAGGAGAAAGACAAAUCCCCGAAUAGACUCAACGCGGAACGUUGCGCUAAACUGAUUGGCGUUGCGAUAGCAAACAAACUUUUCGAAGUGUGGAUCGCCAAACCACUCGUGCUUCAAAUGCUGUACAUGAAAAUUUAUUAUCCAAACCUAACUUUAUGGUCUGUUAAAAUGUUGGGACCAAGGUUUUUACAGUAUAUACAAGGUUACGCGGGAGUCCCUGCACGAGAACCAUGAAUAUUUUAUAUUUAUUUUAUAAGUUUUUAUACUUUAUCAUUUUAUAUUGGUUUUAACUGUUUCCUGGAAAGCUAUGUAUACAUAUAAAAAACAAAAAGUAGUACAUGUAAAUAUAUCCAAUAUUGGUGUACGGUGUUGGUUAUGUGGCGCUAAUAAUAGGAUUAAAAUUUACUUCCGUUUGUGAAUGAAAACAUGGUGCAAUUUAUAAAGGGAAAAGAACCAAUAAACUACACGAAAAAGUCUUUGUGGAAACCCCGUGUAUAAGCAUAAUGUUCGAAGGCCAAAGAUUCCUAUUCCUUUUAAGAUGAUGUCCAAUGGCGUCUUUCAAGAAGGGGAGAACGCGUUAUAUUGUUGCAUUUAGAUUUUAUUAUAUAAUAUUAUGCCGUAUUUCAGUUACAUAAUUUUAAGUGUUUAAUAACCUAACAGUCAUAUACGCGUACACGUACCUAAGGAACAUACUUGGUACGUGUACACCUAUACGCGUAUGCGUAUGCAUACACGUGUGCGCAUACUGGUGCGUGUUUUACGUUUACAAUCGACUUUUAUUAUCGAUAUACAAAUAAUGGAAGACAUGACAGCACCUAGAAGUGCUCUUCUUCGAAAAGACGUUCUCUUACCUAAAAUCAUUCGUAAAUCUUAGUUUUCAUCGAGUCAAAUUAUUUCUUUUUUUUUUUCUUUUUUUUUCAUUAUUGGUUUCGAUAGCCUCUUCGCGUUUUAACUUUCACCGCGUUGACUGCGGCGAUCGAAGCGUUGCAGCCUUAAAUCGCAGAUUCAUAAACGGUAUACUAAUUAUUGUAUUAGGUAAACAAACGUCGAGAUGCAUAGUAAUAGAAUAUU
Hylaeus volcanicus is the source of this 2422-nucleotide messenger RNA. RefSeq names its product dehydrogenase/reductase SDR family member 7-like. Lineage: Eukaryota; Metazoa; Arthropoda; Insecta; Hymenoptera; Colletidae. The coding region runs from base 584 to 1585 and encodes 333 amino acids. The transcript has 8 exons. The record is from RefSeq and is a predicted model, not a curated record.